This is a messenger RNA of Rhizoctonia solani, 477 nucleotides long. RefSeq lists its product as uncharacterized. NCBI's taxonomy places the organism in Eukaryota, Fungi, Basidiomycota, Agaricomycetes, Cantharellales, Ceratobasidiaceae. Bases 1 to 477 code for a protein of 158 amino acids. The record is from RefSeq and is a predicted model, not a curated record. The transcript is spliced from 8 exons.
AUGGACGAGUACGAGUAUUCGUGGAAGCCGUCUGCAGGAAUGUCAAUUGAUGAAUUCCUACAAAAGUACAAACCAACGAUGGUAUUUGAUGAUGGCACAAAACCGUGGAUUUGGGUACGGCGCCUUGAACAUGAGCCACUUGACUCGGUGAACUCCACCGACAUAGAUAGCACCCGUUCCGAUACCUCCAUUAUAGAGCGGGGGCAAAAGCUUUUGGAGAUUACACAGGAAAGAUCGAGAACAUUCAAGUAUUAUCGCCGUUUCAAUCGCGAAGAAAGGACUAAGAAGCAAGAAGGAAAUUCGGAGGAGACUGCAACAGAAGCAACGGAGAAGUUCAAGCAACUGUGCCAGGAGAGCGGACUGACAUCUGGGAAACUGCUUUUCUUCGUACAGGCUGAACACAUUGAUGGUGCAUUCUCGAGGAUAGCCCGCGAUCUGAUAACUGGUGCUCUCUCAAAAACUCUGCUUCUGUCUUAA